ACAACUGUGAUGCGGUGAAUUGUGGCCCUGGCAACAACUGCACGAGGGAUGAGAGCGGAGAUCCAUCCUGUAGUUGCAGCACUGGCUUCACGCCGUCUUCUGACAAACUCUCUUGCAUUGGCAACUGUGCUGCGGUGGACUGUGGGCCUGGCAACAAUUGCAUUCUGGAUGCGAACGGAAAUCCAUCCUGCAAUUGCAGCACUACCUACACACUAUCUCCUGACAAACUUUCUUGCAUUGGCAAGUGUUCUGGGGUGGACUGUGGAAUAUAUGGUUAUUGCGAUUUGAAGGAGAACGGGGAUCCAACCUGCAAGUGCUUGCAGGGCGCCCAGCUGCUUCCAGACAAACUGUUUUGCGCCAACCCAGAAUGCGACGUGUUGGGUUGCGAACCAUAUGGGCGUUGUGUGUACAAAAAUGGAACACACUCUUGCCAAUGGGAUUCAGUUUGUGGCAAGUGCCCCAUGAGAGCCGACUGCGUUAAGGUCUAUACUACGACAUAUGAAGCGGCAGAUGUGCCAUACUGCAAGUGCCGUCGGGGCUAUGGUCUGACCUCAAAAGGAUGCGAACAGGGUUUACCUGACGAAGUGGCGGCCAGCAGUAUGACACUUAUCCGGGAUGCUAAAGCCAGAGACAAGACUUCCAACCCCUACACCUUCCGCUUGAAAUAUGGGUGCACUCGAUUUCCAGAGGAGGUGGCUGGGAAUUUCUCGCUUCGGUACGAAGUGCACAACAUUGGUGGUGCUCUGGGUUGUCGUCAGCUUCAGCUUUACUCAACGGAUAACUGCACCUCAACCCCUGCGAUGAGGCAAACGGUGUCCGAUGCAACAAUUUCUGCAAUAGCAGCUCGAGGCUCCCCGUUCUAUAAUCACCGCUCUGUCUGGUGUGGUAGCUGA
Messenger RNA from Closterium sp. Naga37s-1, 893 nucleotides. Lineage: Eukaryota; Viridiplantae; Streptophyta; Zygnematophyceae; Desmidiales; Closteriaceae. The record is from the annotation of a GenBank genome assembly.